This is a messenger RNA of Neoarthrinium moseri, 1119 nucleotides long. RefSeq lists its product as uncharacterized. Gene Ontology annotation, molecular function: protein binding. The transcript is spliced from 2 exons. The record is from RefSeq and is a predicted model, not a curated record. Lineage: Eukaryota; Fungi; Ascomycota; Sordariomycetes; Amphisphaeriales; Apiosporaceae. The coding region runs from base 1 to 1119 and encodes 372 amino acids.
AUGCAGAGCCGCAUAUACUUCCUGGUCACUCUUGCGAGUCGAAUCUGUGCGUUCAAGACAUAUCCGGCCUGUCCACCUCUGGCAGGCGACGUCACCGUGAAUGUCUCAAACAUCUUCCCUGAGAGUGCUGAAUUCGCACCUUCGAAUUGCAGGUUUUAUAUCGGUAAUGGUAGUCUGAUCGAACACGAUCCAUACACUUCUACCACGAGGGAAAUUAAUCUUCCCGGGGUGAGCCACAAUACAGACUACUUCGUUUGUGGGGUGGACUUCGGCUAUGCGUCAGGGACCAUUUACGUGGCUGCUAGCUCACGAUACAACUGGUGGCCGACCAUAGGUGGGAACCUUACCGGACCCUCUCGACUGAUGAAAUAUUCUCCUCUCAACAACGAAAUCAUUUGGUCUACCAAUGUGGGCGCUGUAGUCUCUGCAGAGAAACGGGAGACGAACACCCCAUUUGCUGGAUUCCAGGACAUGGCAGAGGACGAAGAUGGCAAUGUGUACUUUCUUGGAUCUUUUGGUAACAUCAUCCUGAAGGUUGACCCGGAAGGUAAGGCAACCAAGUUUUACAGUCCAGACCCCGUCACCGAUAAGUCAUACGGCUUCGGUGGCGCAUUCAUGACAAGGGAAAAUGUGCUUGUCGUUGGCGAUGCGAUAUCGCAAGGAUUUGUCAUCUUCGAUCUUUCGAGUUCAAACCCCUCACUAGCUACUUUCACCAAGCCCACAGGACACCCAAAGGAAUUCGAUGAACACGUCAUGGAAUGUGACGCUGUGACUGCGCCAAGGAGAUACGAAGACAAUGUCGCGCUGUGUUCCCUAGUCGUGGACAGGAAAUUCUCAAACCAUGGAAUGAUUACCGUGUACACAUCAGUGGACGGUUGGAAGAGCAGCAAUUUUGCUGGGAUGAUCCGGACGGAGUUCGGCCAAUCUCCAGAUAUUUGGUCCACUGCCCAGUUGGGAACUGCUGACAGGGUGUACGCUUUAUCGUCGUCACUCCCUUACGAUGACGCCGGGUUCCCGAAUACUAAAAGCACCACGCUCGUUGAUAUAACUGACAAGGUUGAUCAACUUGUGGGGAAAUUCGGGCCGAAUCAAGAUAGAAACGCACAUGAAGAACUCUGA